Mus pahari (shrew mouse) is the source of this 4804-nucleotide messenger RNA. It is a transcript of the gene Znrf2, whose product is annotated as zinc and ring finger 2. Lineage: Eukaryota; Metazoa; Chordata; Mammalia; Rodentia; Muridae. The transcript has 5 exons. The record is from RefSeq and is a predicted model, not a curated record. The coding region runs from base 105 to 830 and encodes 241 amino acids.
ACCGCGUCCGCACGGCUACCUGAGCGGCAGCCGCGAGCUGCGUCCCGCCUCUCUCGCUUGCUCGCUCGCUCGCUCGCUCGCUCGCGGCCCGGGGCGGCGCGGACAUGGGCGCCAAGCAGAGCGGCCCCGCCGCCAACGGCCGCACCCGCGCCUACUCGGGCUCGGACCUGCCCUCCGGGACCGGCGGCGGCGGCGGGGCGGACGGCGCUCGGGCGGCCCGGUUCGCGGCCCCGGUGUCCGGCGCGCAGCAGCCCAGCGCCUCGGCCGGCGCGGCGGCUGCAGCGGCGGCGGCGGCCUCGGCCCCGGCAGCGCCCCGUAGCCGCUCGCUCGGCGGGGCGGUGGGCAGCGCGUCGGGCGGCCGCGCGGCGCAGUCGGCCUUCAGCAUCCCCAGCGCUGGCGGCGGCGGCGGCGGUGGCGGUGGACCGUACGGCUCACAGGACUCAGUGCACAGCAGCCCAGAGGACGGCGGCGGCGCUAGGGACCGGGACCGGCCGGCGGGCGGGGGCCCUGGCGGGCCGCGUCUGGUGAUCGGCUCGCUCCCGGCCCACCUCUCCCCGCACUUGUUUGGAGGAUUUAAGUGCCCGGUAUGCUCAAAAUUUGUACCCUCAGAUGAAAUGGAUUUGCAUCUUGUGAUGUGUUUAACAAAGCCAAGAAUAACAUAUAAUGAGGAUGUGCUGAGUAAAGAUGCGGGGGAAUGUGCAAUAUGCCUUGAAGAACUGCAACAGGGGGACACCAUAGCACGGCUGCCUUGCCUGUGUAUAUAUCAUAAAGGCUGCAUAGAUGAAUGGUUUGAAGUAAAUAGAUCUUGUCCAGAGCACCCUUCAGAUUAAGCACACCAGAUUCCUGUGUUAUGGGUUUUCUUGUCUUUUCAAGAUGCUUGAGAAAUCUAGAAGAUUUGAAGAUCUGUCUCUGGAAGAAAAUGAGAGCUGCAGGCUUAUUCAGCCAGGACCUGAGUUCUGGGACACUUGGGUAGUCCAGAGGAGGACAGGAACCACAGAACUCAGCGUACCACACUUGCAUAUAAGGGACACACAGGGAUUUUGAAAAUGCUGCACAUCCUGUACCAGUCACUGCAUAGAUGACACUGAUAAACAUUUUGUAUUCAGACGCCAAAGUUAACUCAUUUCAAAGUUGAUUUCCUUUUUAUUAAGUUCUGUAGAGCUGCUGUUUUAGUGUAUUUGGUUUUGGUUUAUUUGUUGGUUUUUUUUUGUUUUUUGUUUUUUUUUUUUUUUUAGUUUGGGGACUUUUUAUUUCCCUGAACAUAAUGUUUCUGCCUUCACCUAUUCUUAACUUGAAAAACCACACAAUUUCUUUCUUACAAACUCUUCAACGUGAACCAAGAAAUGUAAUGAAAGCAGUAUAAUAUUCUGUGAAUGGAGAGUAUAAUUGAAGUUCUUCCACUUCCACCCUCAGCUCCCGCUACUCCCAUGUAUAACAAGUAGGUUUCUGGGUUGGAGAGCUAAACUCUGUUAGUUUGAAUUAAAGGUUAAUAUAUAAAAGUGUCAUCCAAAGAGUAAAUCAAGGUACAUAAUUACAUUUGGUUCAUUACAUGUAGAGCUGUCUACUCAACUGCAGUUUCUGAAACCCAUUGUUUCUUCUAAAAUGAAACUGUGCAAUAGCUUGUUAGCCGUGACCAUCUUGCAGCUAUGCAACUUUGAAAAGUCUAGAUUUGCUGGUCCCCGCUCUGGGGCCACAGUGACUCUGUCCUAACGGGUGUCUUUUGUCUUUCUGUAAUUACUUCAUUGUGCUUUGCAUUUCCAGGAGGUUUCCCUAUGUUUGGGUAAAAUGUUUAGCAAGUUGUAAAACAUCAUACCUUAUGAAAAGGGUGAAAUAAACACUUCUGCAGUGGGACUUGGAGUAAUCUGAGGGACAUUUUAUAUACUUUUAAAAAUCAGAAUUUAAUUGGGAUGCCAGAUUUCUAGCAACUUGCAUCUUUAGUUUUCCAGAUAAUCUGGAAGUUAGCAUUUGAUAAAUGAUUUUUUAAGCAAAUAUAAAGAUUUUUGUUAAUUUAUAAUUUAUUAAUGUGUUGUUACUGUGAUUGAAAAUGUUGUGGAUACUUUUAAAUUCAGUCUUUGUAGAAAGAACUGUAUUAAGCAAAAUUAUGUGAAUAAAUAUUCCCCCAAAAUACAUCUAAUGGUUAAGAAUACUGGAAGAGAGCUAUCAGGGCUGCAACAGUGAAUGUCUUUUUAAAUAACUAUCAAAAUGUCAAGAAGUAGAGGUCAUGGUUAGUCUCUGGGGGAACACAGCCCUGCUGUCAUGCUGCACUGUGCUAUGCUGCCCUGGGUGUGGAAGGGGAGUCUCUGGUGCUGCUCUGCCGCUCUUCACUCUGAUUGUGCCCCAGCCCUGUUGCUUGUACCUAACCCUGCUCACAAGGGCAUGAGCAGGAGCACCUGCUGCUAUGGUAGGGUCGGGGUGGGAAGAACUUGCCUGCUUUCCUAUGGCUGUAGGCUCACUGGGUUACCUGGCCGGGCCUGUGGUCUGACCCUGUGUGACAGUUGCAGCACAGCUCUGUAGGUGUUCCUUUCAGCCAGGGGUAGGAAGUACUCUUCCUUGGAGGGAAAUAGUCUUUCUCUAGGCUUUUGUUUGGUUUUAUGAAAUCUGAAUCCAUUUUACUUGGCCUUUGAGUUCAUAAGCUUUGCUCUCCCCCUGAUUUUCCCUAGGGAAGAGCUCUUAGAAUGUGAAUACCCACUUUGCUCUUUACUGCUGGUGUAUUGUCUGGAAAGAAUCACUUCUGCUGGCUUCUCUUCUUGGAGUGCAGCUGUGCUAAUUAAAGUUCAGACUCCCUGGGAAGAUGACCUGCUCCGUGCUAAGCUCAACUUGUUGGUGUCUCAGCCUGAGUUCCCCCUUCCAUCACACUGUCCUCCAGCUGUCUUCUGUGCUAUGGCUGCCUCCAAGCUCCUGUGGUGUUCGAGAGCUCACUGCUGCCUGGCAAGGCCAUGGACACUGUCUAUGCUGAUGCUUGUCUGGACAGUGGUUCCUGAAGUCCACUCAGAUAGCCUGCUUGAUUUUUGUUUUUAUUUGGUCAGAUUUUAAAGUUGACAUUUUAACUUUAAAUUUUGUCUGCACAAUUUCCUAAAAAGAAUAAUUUAGAAAUAGAAGAAAAGAGAGAAGCUUAGAUGCUCCAGUUUCUGUACACAGUUACUAUUCUGGGAAUGUUCUACUAUAAGUGAUACUUUAUAUAAUAUUGCUUAUAAUACUUAACAGGCUGUCUGCACACAUUGAAUAGCAUCCAUCAUAAAGUUACAGAAUAUUCAGCUGAAACUACUGAAUAUGGAGACAAAAUAAAAAUUGAAAGCCUCAGUUACCAGUUAUCCAGCUGGUCGUAGCCUUCUAGAAUCUUUGUAAAUACUCUUCAGAUAAGGUCACAAGUGUGUAGAGAAUGAGGUACAUGCUUGGAUUUCUGCAGUCCCCUCUGUCCAUAGUGAAUGUAUUGCCAAUGUUGGUCCUACUUUAACCUUUUCAUUCUCUCUUUGCCAGUAUAUUUAAGAGAAGCACUGUUCUUUGUAAAAUCAUUCUCUUUCUUUGGCUCCUCUCUAGAGAAGUAUAAUGUUUUUCAAACCUAGUUACAAAUCGGACUAUAAGAUUGUUUUAAGAAGACUAUUUAUGAUUAAGAUUUAAGUAGUGGUAUCUACUUGGCUUGUCUAUAUGACAGCAGAAGCCACGGCGGCAAAGCCCUGGUGACUGUUGAAGUAUAUAGGUUUGGGCUUUCUGCAUUCUUAAAUUUUACAUGGUUAUUCUGGUUUCCACUUAGAUACUAGACUGCAACCCAUAAUAACCAUCCUUAGCAUAUCUGCAGUAUGCAUAGAAAAGAUACUUCCAACUGACUGAGUUGCCAGAAAUGGCAGAAUCUUUUCCAGAUUGUAUUUCAUACUGUGUUUCUAAGUAUGGGUGUGGUGAGGUUUCAGAGCACUCAUUUCCUACUGGACACGGUGACUCAUACUCAUGCCAACUCUCAGGAAACGGAGGCAAGAGGAUUGCCACAAGGUCUGGGCUGGCCUGGGCUACAUAAUGAGGUCUAGGCUAGACUGUCUGAAAAACAAACAAACAAACAAACAAACAAAUAAUCAUUUUAAUAUGUUACAGCAAGACAUACUCCUUUUAGUAAGAAGGAUUGUGGAUUCGAUGUAAAUAGUGCCUGCUUUUUCUGUAUUGACUUAAGGGAAAUAAGGGGAGUUCCCCAGCAGGAAGCUAAAGAUGAGCAAAGUGUGAAACACUUAAAAUUGGAGAAUUGGUUGAGUUUGCCAUCUGACUGAUAGCCACACUGUGUACUGACCACAUGAUCCAGAUAGCUUAGUCUUCACAGAGGAGGUCCCAUCUAAACCAAACCAAAUCAUUGGAGCAUACAGAGUGACUCAGAGGCAGAGGGUGCUAUUGUCACAAGCACCGUGUGCUGGCUACAGGUCUCUACUGCACUUAGCCAUUUUUCUGUAAGUUUGGUCUACCCUAGGGUAAAUGCCACACUCUGUGAGAGAUAAGACACGGAGCGUCCCUUGUUAUUCAGUAUACAGAGAUUUUUAACUUGACUUUAAAAUUGUAGCAUGUCAGCCCCUUGGAGUCCAUUCUCCUAUCUUUCCUAGAGUAUAUAACUUCUGAUAUUUUCUUAGCUGUGUGAUAUAACUAGUUACCUGACCAGUUUUACCCUGUUCUUUCUCCAUCCCCCAACUCCUGCUGAGUCUCAAUGGCUAUUGCUUGGGGUACUCCUGAAAUCAUUGAUAAAAUUGUUGGCGAGAAUGUACCCAAGUAAUACUUUAUACCAUAGUCUGUAAAUGCACUUAAGCUAGAAAUAGACUUAAAAAAAAAAAAA